CCGCCGAACAGCACAGCUCGGGCCUACAUCUCUGUGGUCAUUAACAUCGCCCGCUCCAUCCUGGAGUCAGGCCAAGGUAACAUGAGUCUCUGGGCACGUUUUGAGAGGGCAUCACUACAAGAUGUUCCUAUGCUCAUUGGCCAGAUUCUCAAGGGCCUAUGUGACAUCAUAGAGUUCAACCUAGAGGCUCAGAAGAACAUGAUGGGUCCAGAGGAGUAUUUCAAUUCAACCGCUUUAAAUGCUAUCGCGGCUCAAAUUAAGCUUUACCUAAACGUCACACAGGAGUGGAUGAAACAACCCAAUGUCCCGUUGAUCUUCACGAGUAUGCUUCAAUGGGGGAAUUCUUCCAUCAACAUAUCUACCCCUGUGACAGACAUUCAGCACCUGCUGCAGACAACGUCUGUAUUCCUCAAUGAGAGUGAAGUCAUCUAUCUUUCUGCAAUUCUCAAUAUCAUGCGCUCCCUCGAGAAAGCGCUAAUGGUGGCUGAGCGACCAGGGGGCCUUCAAAGUGAUCCCCUCGUAGCCGCCAUCGUGGAAGGAGUCAAAACCACUAUGGCGCUCCUGAUUGGAGCCACAGGCCCCCUGCCGCACUCUGUACAGCAGGACAUCCUGGAUAUUGUGCAGGAUUCAUUGAAGCUCAUUGUCCUGCCAGACAAGAACUUUGACUCAUCACGAAACAUCUCCCUCCUCAUCCUCAAGAGAGCUCAGAGGGUCGUCCAAACGAUAAUACCGGAAAUGUAUGCCGUAUACAUAAUUCCUGGAAUCAAAGUGGCAACAACAUUCUUUGAGAGCGCCUCGGGAGAUAGUGGACCAGACAUCUGGAAUCACAUGAUUUUGAGUGAGCUGAAGACGAUCGAGAGCCUUCUGCCGCCGAACAGCACAGCUCGGGCCUACAUCUCUGUGGUCAUUAACAUCGCCCGCUCCAUCCUGGAGUCAGGCCAAGGUAACAUGAGUCUCUGGGCACGUUUUGAGAGGGCAUCACUACAAGAUGUUCCUAUGCUCAUUGGCCAGAUUCUCAAGGGCCUAUGUGACAUCAUAGAGUUCAACCUAGAGGCUCAGAAGAACAUGAUGGGUCCAGAGGAGUAUUUCAAUUCAACCGCUUUAAAUGCUAUCGCGGCUCAAAUUAAGCUUUACCUAAACGUCACACAGGAGUGGAUGAAACAACCCAAUGUCCCGUUGAUCUUCACGAGUAUGCUUCAAUGGGGGAAUUCUUCCAUCAACAUAUCUACCCCUGUGACAGACAUUCAGCACCUGCUGCAGACAACGUCUGUAUUCCUCAAUGAGAGUGAAGUCAUCUAUCUUUCUGCAAUUCUCAAUAUCAUGCGCUCCCUCGAGAAAGCGCUAAUGGUGGCUGAGCGACCAGGGGGCCUUCAAAGUGAUCCCCUCGUAGCCGCCAUCGUGGAAGGAGUCAAAACCACUAUGGCGCUCCUGAUUGGAGCCACAGGCCCCCUGCCGCACUCUGUACAGCAGGACAUCCUGGAUAUUGUGCAGGAUUCAUUGAAGCUCAUUGUCCUGCCAGACAAGAACUUUGACUCAUCACGAAACAUCUCCCUCCUCAUCCUCAAGAGAGCUCAGAGGGUCGUCCAAACGAUAAUACCGGAAAUGUAUGCCGUAUACAUAAUUCCUGGAAUCAAAGUGGCAACAACAUUCUUUGAGAGCGCCUCGGGAGAUAGUGGACCAGACAUCUGGAAUCACAUGAUUUUGAGUGAGCUGAAGACGAUCGAGAGCCUUCUGCCGCCGAACAGCACAGCUCGGGCCUACAUCUCUGUGGUCAUUAACAUCGCCCGCUCCAUCCUGGAGUCAGGCCAAGGCAAGUCCACUUCUCAGUGUCACUUUAGCUGGACGUGUUGA
Molecule: messenger RNA, 1851 nt
Organism: Hippoglossus stenolepis (Pacific halibut)
Lineage: Eukaryota; Metazoa; Chordata; Actinopteri; Pleuronectiformes; Pleuronectidae
Exons: 7
Coding region: 82-1851 (589 amino acids)
Source: RefSeq, a predicted model, not a curated record